UAAAAGAUACCCAUGUUUCUUUUAUUGCUCCCGGAUGGCACCGGGAAAGCAUGGCAGGGUGGAGGAAGGGGUAGACCACACGAAACCCAGAGGCCACGUGUACAUUUUCGGGGGGGGGGUCAGCCUAAAUAGCCUGUGGGAGUGGUCAUGACCCUCCCUGGGGAAGUGGUCACCACUUGGCGGUCUUUCCUGGAGGUGGAGUCCAGAUAGGGCUUGAAAUGGAUGCCAGGGGCUAGGGUGAUGCUUCUUACCAAACAUCCCAGACUCCUUGGAUAUAGGGGUGUGAGGGGGCUGGGGUCUUACUUCCAACCAAACAGUUCUCUCUUAUGGUUUUCUCUUCUUCCCCUGGGGCCACCCAGGAAUGCCUGGAUUUAUUAUUAAUUCUUAAUUCUGCUUGGUUUGAUUGGCUGCCCGUGGGUGGAGAGGAUUAAUAUCAGUAUCGUAACUUUUCCUCGGGUGUCAUGCCUGUUGCCUGCAUCUCUCUUUCCUCAGUCUCCUGGCUCAGCAAAGAGAAUGAGCAACUCAUGUGUUGUACAAAAACAUGUCUUGCUUACAGUGAAGUUUCUUAAGCUUUUAUAAUUAAUUUUGUUACGCUUUUAGUGACAUUAUCAGGAAACUGAACUUCCACCAGAAUAUAAAGAACAGCCAUUUUGUUGCAUCUUUGUUGUUCCCAAGGUGACCAAUAUCCCAACUAGAGAAUGCAUCUCCUCUUUCCUUUCCUUUCCUUUCCUUUCCUUUCCUUUCCUUUCCUUUCCUUUCCUUUCUUCUCUCCUCUCCUCACCUUUCUUUUCCUUUUCUUUCCUUUCCUUCCCCCCCCCCCUCAAUUUUAUACAAUCUGGGUUUAGGAAAGCAUUUUCAAUUUCUGUAUAAAAGGAGUCUUAUAAAAAUGAAUUUUUAGGUGAUUUCACACAUAGUACAUUUACACCCAUCAAAGUAGCAAGGUGAGCUAGUCUAGGCAGCUGUCUUUAUUCUGUGGAUUUCUCUUAGGAUCAAGCACUAGGAAGUCGCCAGGUUCUGAACCUGUGUGCCACUUGGCUAAGAGAGGGAAAGGGACUUCAAUGAUAGCCGCUAUUGCUAUAAUUGGGAAAAAGGUUGCGUGUAAACCUGGUGAAGGAAGGGAAAGAUGACCCAAAUAUUUGCUGAGAUCAUAGAUUAUACUCCAUUUUACAUUAUGAAAUUAAAAUGCAUCUUAUCCUGUUGCUAUGAUAAAAGAACGCACAACAGAAACAACCAAAAAGAAGAAAAGGUUAUUUGAGCGCCUAGCUCAAGAGCAGGGUAGGUUUGCAUUUUUCAUAGUGAGGAGAUAAUUAGAGCAGCUGGUCACAUGAGACCCACAAUCAGAAUGGGGAGAGGAAUAAGUUCUAGGCUUGUUUUCUCCUUUUCACUUCGGCCAGGUCUUUCCAGCCACUUUUAGGAUGGAUCUUCCCAAAUCCAUUUAACAUGGUCAACAUGAUCCCUCACAGGUGUGCUUGGAAGCCUGUCUCCCAGGGGAUCCCAGGUCAAGCUGACAUUUAACACUCCUCAUCACGUUCUUAAUUUUCUUCUAAAUUUCUAAUUAGCAACGCAUACACUGGGUAUUGGUGCUGUGAUUAUAUUCAUCUCAGAACUUAUAUACUUUCCCCUGAUCUUCACAUCUUGUUCAAAUUUUCUAAAUCUAUUUAAAACAGAUGACUUCAUUAUUUAUUUUUUUCCCAGAAAAUCAGCAAAAAGGUCCCAGAAAGGACAUGUUUAUGCUAUGUGACCAAUUUUUCUCUUUACAAUAAUACCAUGAUUCAAAUUAUUUUACAGCACCAAAUCAUUUCUUUAAAAAUAUCUCAAAGUGAAGGAUCUAUGAUUUCGGUAGACAGCAGUAAGCACGGGUGUAGGUGUGGAGAGUGUGCGUGGUCUGGACAGACUUCAGGAAAACUCUGUCCACUCUAUGAGCAACCUGCCUUUGUGUUUACACAUUUGGCUCAUUAGUCAUCGAGACAAUAAUGCUGUAUUUAUCUUGCGGCAUGGCAACGAACCAGAGAGAAAAGCCUGAACUUUUCCUCACACAGAAUACUGGAUGUUCCCACUCUAGCCCGGGGUCUCCUCCGAAAAGCAGCAGGCACAGACGGCCUGGUCAAUUCUCAGACCUUGUUCCAUUUGCCUUACUCUGAAGUCAGUGUGUGAGAACACUACAGGCUUGAUUUCUCCACCAGCUUAGCCUGCAUGAAGACUCCUCUGCUGCCACCUUGUGGAGUUUCGUGAUCAAACCGUUGCGGCGCGGAAUGAGAUUUAGCAGGUCUGAAAGCAGAGCAAGCCACAAAUGGCGUGGCUUGGAUUAUCCUGACGCAGUUAGCAGGAAAGACAGGCGAUUUAUGUUUCCCAGUCGGAAUUUAAAGUCAUGGCUGUGAUUAAAGUGUUGCAGUUUCUAAAAAGCCAGUGUAACCUUCUCACUGCCCAAUACCACUGACGUUCUGCUCAGUCAUGGAAAGGGCAUUCAGUUGAAGCUGCUUAGGGGCUCAAGUCCUUCUGGUGCAGGGUCAUAGAGGAAAGGCACCUUUAUGCAAGGGGCAGGGUGAAAGGUGCUGAGGCUGAUUUUAGGGCUGUUUGGGGGUGGCCUAAGCCACCUUAUUCCUUCCCAUAAGAUUGCAGCGGUGGACUUUCCUCUAUGCUGACCACUUGGCUCUUCUGGGGAGUGGCAUUUUUGUUUACACGUCAUUCCCGGCAAAAUUCAGUUCCACGAAGCUGUGCAGCAUGCUUUUAACCUUCUAAAUCCUUUCAUAUCACCUGCGACAGUCUGCAGUCUGGCUCAUACCCAAGAGUGAAUGGCUGAAUUUUAAGUGACUUCCAUUUGCUUGUCAUUGAAGAAAAAAAAUACAUCUAUAUUGAUGUGGGAGUGAUUUCUUAAUAAUAAAGAAACUGCCUCGGCCCUCAUAGGACAGAAAAUUAGGUAGGCGGAGUAGACAGAAGAGAAUGCUGGGAAAAAGAAGCUUAGUGAAGGAGUCGCCAUGAUUCUCCCGCUCCAGACAGACGCAGGUUAAGAUCCUCCCUGUUUGGAAACUUCGGCUGUCAGAUCCCAGGGAUGCAGAUGCCAAUGGGCCAGCCGAUGCCAGGUCCCAAUGUGUUCGCUGGUGGUUACCCGGGGUACGUGGCCUACUCUGACAGCUACCCCCCUGCUGACGACUCUAUGUGGUCUUUCUUCACAGCUGUUGCUGGACAGGAUGGUGAGGUGGAUGCGGAGGAGCUUCAGAGAUGCUUGACCCAGUCUGGAAUCAGUGGGACUUACGCACCCUUCAGUCUGGAAACGUGCAGAAUUAUGAUUGCUAUGUUGGAUCGAGAUUAUACAGGAAAAAUGGGGUUCAAUGAAUUCAAGGAGCUUUGGGCAGCGCUGAAUGCCUGGAAGCAGAACUUCAUGACCAUUGAUCAAGACCAAAGUGGCACCGUAGAACACCACGAGCUGAGCCAAGCCAUCACUCUUAUGGGUUAUAGGUUGAGUCCCCAGACACUGGCUGCUAUUGUUAAACGCUACAGCAAGAACGGCAGAAUUUUCUUUGAUGACUAUGUUGCCUGCUGUGUGAAACUUCGUGCCCUGACAGAUUUCUUUAGGCGAAGAGAUCACUUGCAACAAGGGAUUGUGAACUUCAUGUAUGAGGAUUUUCUGCAGGGCACUAUGACCAUUUGACAGCGUAGCAUUGAAAAGGUGAAUACUGAAGAAUCCUUCUGCUUCACUGAAACAGACUGGACUACCUAAAACUAGAAGUUUGAUGAACUUUUUUGUAUCCCUUCCUGUUAAAGCUCCGUCCCCUUCCUGUUAAUUUACCUUAAAGCACAGUUCAAUGCAAUAACGUUUUUAUUUGGGAUAUAUUAUUUUUUCGGAAAAGUUACGGUGUUGCAGAUAUAUGCACGCCAUCUUGAAAUGUUGCUAAUGAUAUGUAGUUGAUUGAUAUCAGCGCACCUGAGCCUUCGUUUUUUAACAAUAAUAGUGUAUAGAAAUGUAGUUACGUGACAGAUUGUCUAUGAAGCCAAGUAACAAAAGUCUAGAUAAAACUUAAUCAUGUUAUCUAAAGGCUACAAGUUGUACUUCUGAUUUUGUUCACGUCUGUAGCUGUUUCUGGAAGUAAGUCAGUUAGAGGGGACAUCUGCACAUUUGCUGGCUUUGGCUUUGAUUACCCCACCAGAGAACAUAACCUCAUGUUCUUGACCUAUGAAUAAGAAAUCUGUAGCUCCAAACACUAUCUGAAUUUGAGCCUGUCAGCCUACGGUAGUAGGUAUUGUUUUACCUUUUUUAUUUCAUUGUUUAUUUUUCUACAAAAUAUUUUGUUGUCUUCCUAUUUUCUUUUCUUUUUUUCUUCUUUUUAACACCUUUGUUUCUGCUUAGCUUUGUUUUGUGAGACAGGAUCUUUCUAGAUGGCCCAAUAGGUCACAAACCCAUCGUCCUCCUGUCUUGCCCACUUUGUGUAUGGAGGUUCAAGGCGUGCAGACGUGUGCCUGCCUUAAAAUUUGAAAAUGAAGAUAUCUUUCUCUUUUCUUAGCAGUGGCAUAGAUAACCUAAAGUGUCCUCUUUCUCAAAAUCAACCAGUUUUGGAGAAUGACAGAUUUUAGUGAAGUGUCAGCACUUAUUCCUGUUUCCUCUUUAAACCCGUGCUGCCCCUAGGUGAUGGCGACAGUUUAUAAAAUGAGAAAAAAUUCAUGUGAUCCGCUACUGUUCAGGAAUUCUGUGUUGAAUUAACGGCAUGAAUGUGUGCGCGCAUGCGCGUGUGUGUGUAUGUGUGUGUGUGUGUGUGUGUGUGUGUGUGUGUGUCAAUGUGUGGGUAUGGGUGUACCAAGAAGUGUUUUGAUUUUUUUUUCCUUUGUGGACCCUGUUAGCAGCAUUUCUGGUGAAAUUUUCUAUAGAGAUUUCAAGUAGUCAUCAAGUUCUUUGCACUAAAUCCUCUCUCUGGUAUAAGGUGUCAGAGGUCAUUUCGUUUCUAAUGUGGAAGACACCUGUCUUUAUUAAUGAAGAUUUGAUAAAUCACUAAAUUGUCAUAUAUUUUAACUGAAUAUAUAUCUAGCUGAAGAAAAAUGCAAAUAGAUAUAAUUUUAGUUUAACUGGUGACCAAAUUAAAUAUUUUUUAAAGAAAACACCAUGUUUUUUAACGGGCAAACCUCUUUUAUAAUUACAGAAAAAAUGUAAAAAUGCUUUUACUUGAAAAGAUUCGGGUAAAGAAGUGAUGCCUAAUCGUUUUGACACUGGUUCCCUAUAGUUUGCUAUUAAAUACAUUUGGUCAGUUUUAUAAAGACUGACUAAUGGAUACGCCACACAAACUGUCCUCUGAUUGUGUUUCAUGACCACAUAUUUGAUAACCUGAAAGAAUAUUAGCCGAACCAUUGAAUGUACAGAAUCUGAAGCCAUUGUCGGGAAAUGAAGCCACAGUAUGAUGUUAUAAAUUAUUGAAGAAUGGACACUCGUGAUGUAUAAGUGUUUUUAUUUAUACAGUAAACAUGUUUCCAUGUCAUUUUGAGAAUUUUUUAAUAAACAUUCAAAUAGCUUGCUGUAAA
Molecule: messenger RNA, 5505 nt
Organism: Alexandromys fortis (reed vole)
Lineage: Eukaryota; Metazoa; Chordata; Mammalia; Rodentia; Cricetidae
Gene: Gca
Product: grancalcin
Exons: 8
Coding region: 3050-3649 (199 amino acids)
Molecular function (GO): calcium ion binding
Source: RefSeq, a predicted model, not a curated record